UUGCCGACUGCUUCACUGGUAACACCUCAUCAUUGUCCGCAGCCGUUGGCGCAUUCACACCGGAAACAAUUAGCAAGUGGUAACUGUGCUACCAGCUAAUAGACCGCACGUGGCCACCGGAUAGCGCGGUCCCGCCGGGAGUUUCUAAGAUGGCUAAUCGGUUGUUUGCACAAGUCACGUGGCAGUGAUUUCUCUCGUAAAGUGUUGAAGUGGCAAACAAAUGGCACGUGCAAUCAUGUGAAUUUAGUAAUAGUGCGUGAAAGUGGAAGGCAUCAUCUAGUCAUUGUUUGUGAUAAGUCAACUAUUAGAAGUUAAUAAUAAUAUUAAGCAGUCACCAUGUUUUCGAUGGAUACGUUCGAUUUUGAGGCCGUCAUGAGCCGUCACCUGUUUGAUGGUCCGGCGUUGCAGCAUCACGGGCAACCUCACCAUCAUCACCACCAUCAGCAUCACAGUCACCUGCAGACGGCCAGUGUGGACUCGACGACCUCGAACAGCUCGGACUACUUCCUGGGCGACGAUGAGAACACAACCGACAGUGACUCGUUCUGUGGGUACAACAGCGAUCAGGAAAAUAACGACGGGAUUAAGGACAUUUACUCCACCCGCUCGUCCAAGUACCGGCGGCCCAAGUGUGCCUCCCAGCAGGCCCAACAGCGGCAGGCCGCGAACCUGCGCGAGCGUCGCCGCAUGCAGAGCAUCAACGAAGCCUUCGAGGGCCUCCGGACCCACAUCCCGACGCUGCCGUACGAGAAGCGCCUCAGCAAGGUGGACACCCUGAAGUUGGCCAUCAGCUACAUCUCCUUCCUCGGGGACAUGCUGCGGAAGGACAAAAACGGCAACGAACCCGGUACCAACGGGCUGAAGCGAGCACCCGUCAAGGAACCGCCGAAAAAGUUCAUCGUUCGAGGUGGUUCCGGCCAGACCCACUCCCUCUCGUGGCACCGGAAGGGUGAUCGCAACGCAAACGGACGCUACUUUGCACGGAUCUGGCGUCCGGAGGAUCCCCGAAGCAACCAGCGAAACAUCGCAGCUGGCCCUUCGACCUACUCGAACGGAAUGGCCUGAAUAUUUUUCAAAUGCAUCGUGUUCCUGUCCAAAUUUCGUGCCGUACAUUUAAAUAGCAUUUAUUAAUUUAUUUCGCAAUUCUAAUUGAUGAACAUUGUGAACCGUUUCUAGUCGUUCUAGUCAGAGCUCAGUACUUUUGUUGGUAUUUAUUGUAAAUAAAUUUUAUUUAAUCGAAAAAAA
This is a messenger RNA of Culex pipiens pallens (northern house mosquito), 1245 nucleotides long. RefSeq names its product pancreas transcription factor 1 subunit alpha (gene Fer1). The transcript has 3 exons. The coding region runs from base 337 to 1065 and encodes 242 amino acids. The record is from RefSeq and is a predicted model, not a curated record. Gene Ontology annotation, biological process: regulation of transcription by RNA polymerase II; developmental process. Lineage: Eukaryota; Metazoa; Arthropoda; Insecta; Diptera; Culicidae. Gene Ontology annotation, molecular function: DNA-binding transcription factor activity, RNA polymerase II-specific; RNA polymerase II transcription regulatory region sequence-specific DNA binding; protein dimerization activity.